AUGGUGGCCGGCUCCAGGUCGUCAUUGAGGCGUCCGACCUUACGAUCCAACGAGGAUACGCCACUGCUACUCUCACAGUCUCGUGACGCAGGCAAUGCCAUACGCUCAAAACGCGUUCGAGCAUCAACCGUUAUAGGCCAGGAACAAAGUCUCAAGAGACGUCGCCUCUCAGACAACAAGAAUGAGAUCCCCCAUUUGAGGAUCCCGUUGAGAUCUCGAGGUGCUCCCAAACUCCUCCUACCUACGGCCCCUCCCACAGCAGACAUUUCAACAACAGAUGAUGUGUCUACAACUCCUUCCCUAGCCACACCACUCCAAUCCCCCAGUGGGAAACCUCAAUAUGAACAGAUCAAGAUCAUUGAAGCCAAGGCCAAGGCAUCAAUCCGUGCCGGGUCACUCGCAUCUUCUCACGAUGAACGACGGAAAUUACGGUCUGAAGAUGGUGGUUCCAGGGCCAAAACAGAGCUUGCUCAAUAUUUCCCAGACUUUGAAGAGAUGCUUAGUCUGCGGCCUGUAGAUCCAGAAGCAUUGACUGUCAAGACGAAGGUCAUUCUCGUUGACGACACUCCGGAUUUCGAGCCGAAGCCUUCCAGACCAGAUCCUUUUGGGGCUCAUAAGCCAUUACAUUUGACUGAAGUCAUUCAAUUACCCCGACAUGGACCCUCCACCGAGAUUUCCGGCAGUGAUCCUCUUAAUGAAGACUUCUACCUCAAGACCCACUCCAAAGCAGAGCGACAUGAGAAGCAGAUGAAGAAUGGUGAUCGAGAACGGGCACAACAUGAGAAAUACCAAUUGGAAAAGCUUCUAGAUGAUCUUCGUGGCCCAGAUUGGCUAAAAACCUUGGGAAUUACGGGUAUCACCGACACGGAAAAGAAGCGAUACGAGCCCAAACGAGUACUCUUCAUCCGUGAGACGCAAGCGUUGAUAGACAAAUUCAAACGAUGGAAGGAAGAAGAAAAGCGCAGGAAAUUGGAAAAGGAGCAAGCCCUGUUGGAAGAAGAACUGGAGAAUAUGAGUGACGAAAGCGACAGUGAGAGUAUAGGAUCGAGUGACGACGAGGAAAGCGUGCAGACCAUGUCUUCGCAUGCACCUAAUUCUAGUGAGUUGGAGGCUCUUGCUUCACAGCAACUCAUCGAGGAAGCAAACAUAGCCAUUAAGAGGAAACGACCAGCAGCUUCACGACUCGUCGAAUCUCUACCACCACCUCCACCACCACCACCCAAACCAUUUGUUUCGUUUUUCGAAAAACGACAUCUAAGAGAUGCAGCCGUGGCCGGUCGUCAACGUGGAAGGAUUGUCCUCGCAUUUGGACACCCUGUUCCGGAAUUCUUCGAGCAAGACUUUGAAUUGCCACACGACGUGCUCACAGACGAGGCUAUCAAACAAAGUCAACGUUCUCGAAGGCGGAUCAGGAGAGCGGUGGAUCCUUGA
This is a messenger RNA of Exophiala bonariae, 1431 nucleotides long. RefSeq lists its product as uncharacterized. NCBI's taxonomy places the organism in Eukaryota, Fungi, Ascomycota, Eurotiomycetes, Chaetothyriales, Herpotrichiellaceae. The record is from RefSeq and is a predicted model, not a curated record. The coding region runs from base 1 to 1431 and encodes 476 amino acids. Gene Ontology annotation, cellular component: SAS acetyltransferase complex. The transcript is spliced from 2 exons. Gene Ontology annotation, molecular function: histone acetyltransferase activity.